Molecule: messenger RNA, 1853 nt
Organism: Pseudonaja textilis
Lineage: Eukaryota; Metazoa; Chordata; Lepidosauria; Squamata; Elapidae
Gene: ACTR2
Product: actin related protein 2
Source: RefSeq, a predicted model, not a curated record
CUGGGGGUUGAAUGGCGAGGGCGGGUCACGGCCGGGCGUGGUCGGCGCCUGUUUCCUUCUGCUUCCCUUCCGGCUCGAGAGAACGAGCGAAGGCCUGGUGGAGCUGCGGGCGGGCACGGGACAUCAUCCGCUGUCAUUCACUUCAGUCAUUCUCUCGGUCGGCGGAGGAAGGAAAAUGGACGCGCUCGGCAGGAAAGUAGUCGUCUGCGACAACGGCACCGGGUUUGUGAAAUGUGGAUAUGCAGGAUCCAAUUUUCCAGAACAUAUCUUCCCUGCAUUGGUUGGAAGACCGAUCAUUCGUUCAACUGCUAAAGUGGGGAACAUUGAAAUCAAGGAUCUUAUGGUUGGGGAUGAAGCAAGUGAACUGAGAUCAAUGCUGGAAGUUAAUUACCCCAUGGAGAAUGGCAUUGUCCGAAACUGGGAUGAUAUGAAACAUCUUUGGGACUACACGUUUGGACCAGAAAAACUCAACAUUGAUACAAAAAACUGUAAAAUUCUUCUGACAGAGCCUCCUAUGAAUCCAACGAAGAACAGAGAAAAGAUUGUGGAGGUGAUGUUUGAAACAUACCAGUUUUCUGGGGUUUACGUAGCCAUUCAAGCAGUUCUUACUCUGUAUGCACAAGGUUUGCUAACUGGUGUUGUUGUGGAUUCUGGAGAUGGUGUUACUCACAUCUGUCCAGUCUAUGAAGGCUUUUCUCUUCCUCAUCUCACCAGGAGACUAGAUAUUGCGGGUAGAGAUAUUACAAGAUAUCUCAUCAAACUACUUUUACUACGAGGGUAUGCCUUCAAUCAUUCUGCUGAUUUUGAGACUGUUCGCAUGAUUAAAGAAAAGCUCUGCUAUGUGGGUUACAAUAUUGAACAGGAGCAGAAAUUGGCCUUGGAAACUACUGUGUUAGUUGAAUCCUACACGCUCCCAGAUGGCAGAAUUAUUAAAGUUGGAGGUGAGCGAUUUGAGGCACCUGAGGCCCUGUUCCAGCCUCACUUAAUCAAUGUGGAAGGAGUUGGUGUUGCUGAGCUGCUGUUCAACACCAUCCAAGCUGCUGAUAUUGAUACCAGAUCUGAAUUUUAUAAGCACAUUGUAUUAUCUGGAGGUUCCACAAUGUACCCUGGCCUACCAUCUCGCCUAGAACGUGAACUGAAGCAGCUUUAUCUGGAGCGAGUUCUGAAAGGUGAUGUGGAAAAACUUUCAAAAUUUAAGAUUCGAAUUGAAGAUCCACCUCGUCGAAAGCACAUGGUAUUCCUAGGUGGUGCAGUUCUUGCAGACAUCAUGAAGGACAAAGACAACUUUUGGAUGACCAGACAAGAAUAUCAAGAGAAGGGAGUGCGUGUGCUUGAGAAACUUGGUGUGACUGUUCGAUAAACUCAGAGGCUUUUCCCAUUACUGCUUUGUUGUUGUCAUUCCUUUAUUACCAAUCUUUGAAGUCAUUCAGCUACACAAAGUGGAAAGGCCCCGUUACUAUCCUUAGACUCAAAGGCUAGGUUUUGUUCUGCUCCUUUUUGUUAGAUACUUGAUAACGUGGCUAUAUUUAACUUCUUAAUUGGACCACUUCUUGACAUACAAAACAAGGGCAAGACCAGCCUGCUUUUACUGCAUUGUUUCCUUCCCAGUAAGCAGUCGGAUAAUUCCAAUAAACUACUUUUUUUCCUUUGCUUUCUUGCUGUAAUGCUAUCACCUUUUGUCCUUAAGCUCAUCAUGGAUCAAAUAUUUUUAUUAGUCAUAAGGACUCAAGAAAUAGACUAUCAUGUGAUUGUAGUGAUUUAUGUUUUAUUCUUCUGCCUUCAUCCUUAUUUGCUGUUUAGUAACAUUGUUUCUUACAUGAAUGAAAUUGAGUCAAACUACUAGCAUACUUUUU